This is a messenger RNA of Colletotrichum karsti, 492 nucleotides long. RefSeq lists its product as uncharacterized. The transcript has a single exon. The record is from RefSeq and is a predicted model, not a curated record. Bases 1 to 492 code for a protein of 163 amino acids. NCBI's taxonomy places the organism in Eukaryota, Fungi, Ascomycota, Sordariomycetes, Glomerellales, Glomerellaceae.
AUGGCAGAAAUCCGAACCAUGGACACCAUCCCUCGCCGCUUCAUCCAAAAAUGGCGCGCCAACCCCAGAGCCCACUGGAUCACAGACGAAAAGCUGCUUACGUACAUCAACACGCGCAAGGAAUCCUGCCGCUCUGUUGAGCUAUUCGAAGAGCUCGAGAACGCCGAGUGGGCUCAACGCAUGCGUGCCAAGUACGGUCCCCGAGCUGCUGCUGCCGGCCUCGCAGAUGACCUGCAAGCCGCGACAUCCUACAAUGGCUUCACCACACCGGAGAACUAUCGCGGAUUCCUCCAAAUUCUGCAGGAGCUUCUCGACGGACCCUACAUCAACACAAACGACAUGGUCAAGUUCGCCGACUUCGCGCGCGAGUGGAUCGAGCGGGUCUUGCGCUACGUUCUCAAGGUGAAGGAGGGUCGGAUCGUCGUGGAGCAUGAUUCGGAGGAUGUUUACUUGAUGGAGGAGGGAGGCAAAGACAUUGAGGACUUGAUUUAG